This is a messenger RNA of Colletotrichum tamarilloi, 252 nucleotides long. RefSeq lists its product as uncharacterized. The record is from RefSeq and is a predicted model, not a curated record. Lineage: Eukaryota; Fungi; Ascomycota; Sordariomycetes; Glomerellales; Glomerellaceae. The transcript is spliced from 2 exons. Bases 1 to 252 code for a protein of 83 amino acids.
AUGGCAACUGCGUUGAACCCCGCAUCGUACCGAACAACGAGGUACCUCAGAGUACCGAGAGCCUUGGUGUGGUUGGGCACUCGCGGAGCCCUACGUCCUCCACCUAUCAUGCUGCGGCGGCCGGGUCUCUGUCGUCGGCCGUCUGCCUCCGGACACACGCAUCGAGCCAAGCGUCCUCAUACGACAAACGAGGACCAGCUGUCGCCCGAUCUGACGCCUCGGGAACUAAUCGCCUUGGCCCAGCCUGGAUGA